This is a messenger RNA of Drosophila hydei, 2553 nucleotides long. RefSeq names its product enhancer of mRNA-decapping protein 3 (gene Edc3). NCBI's taxonomy places the organism in Eukaryota, Metazoa, Arthropoda, Insecta, Diptera, Drosophilidae. Gene Ontology annotation, biological process: deadenylation-independent decapping of nuclear-transcribed mRNA; P-body assembly. Gene Ontology annotation, cellular component: P-body. The record is from RefSeq and is a predicted model, not a curated record. Bases 530 to 2491 code for a protein of 653 amino acids. Gene Ontology annotation, molecular function: mRNA binding. The transcript has 5 exons.
ACUUAAAUGUAUAUUUUUUUACGGCAAGUAACAAUGAGUAUUUAUAUUAAAGUGAAGGAGUUCGCGCUCUUUUCGCAUUGGCUGAUAAGUAUUUUCAGUUACCAGUGACGAUACAAAUACGAGUGCCACGAUAUUCGCUGAUGGCUCGUCUUCUCAGUUUUUUGUUUUUUUUUUUUUGAAUGUAAAUAUCGUCCGUCUCUAACGAAAACGUAAAUGCGAAAGGCAGUGAAAAAUUUAAACGAAACAACAAAAAUUCUUUUAAAUUCAAUGGAGUAUUAACAUUUAAAGGUCAUUUCAUGUAAAUCAAGCAAAUCCAAAUAUCCCAAGCUAAAUUUUGCAAUAGCAAAAUAAUAUAAUUUACGUUCUAUAUAAACAAGCGUGCGAUAGUGCGUGGUAAUUGCGUAUUAAACAACAAACUGCAAACGCUGGCAAAAACUGAAGCCGAAAAAGAAAGAAGAAAACCCAAAAGGCAAAAAAUAAAACAGAACAGAAAAUAUUUUUGUGUAGUUCGCGAUUAGUUUCUUAUUACAUGGGUCUAACAGAUCAAGAUUGGAUUGGCUGUGCGGUCAGCCUGACCUGCGACGACGAGCUGGGCGUAUUCCAAGGAUUAAUUAAGAAAAUCUCAGCCGAAGAGAUAACCAUUGUGCGCGCCUUUCGCAACGGUGUUCCAUUGCGCAAACAGAACGCCGAAGUUGUGCUCCGCUGUGCCGACAUCAAGAGCAUAAACCUCAUUGAGCCAGUGAAGGAUGCUGAGACGACGACGCCGACUGUGAUUAAUAAGCCGACGCCUGUUAAAUUGCCGCAUUUUUCUAAUAUAUUGGGAAAGCAACAGCUGCAACAUCAACAACAACAACAACAACAACAACAGCAGCAGCAGCAGCAGCGAGAACAGGAGCUGCCUGUCCAUGGUAGAAAUGGUGCAGUAGCAGUAACGAGUGCUGGCAGCCAUUCAGCUUUGAGUGAUAAAAUGCAACAACUUAUGCUCAGCUCAAAUGGCAAUGCUGCAAAUGGAAUACGAAGAACACCGCAAAGCUCACGUGCUUCGAGUGCAAUGCAGCAGCUUGCAACGACGCCGAAUAGUGUUGCCGCCUUUUUUGGCAACAUGAUACCAGCCAAGGUAGAGGUGAAGCUGGGCAGCACGGCCUACAAUGGAGGAGGGACAGGUGGAGCUGGAGGUGGUGGGAGCAACUUGGAGAGCUACUGCAGCAGCAGUGCCGAUGGCAGUUGCGGCAGCGGCGAAGUAGCAGGCUGCAGCAGACCUAUUGAUAUUGUUAACAAUAGCAAUGGUCAAACUAAUGGCGGCUACUGCAGCCAAGGGGCAACCAGCUAUGGUAAUAGCAAACGUAAUGGCAAUGGUAAUGGCAACGGUAACGGCAGCUACAACUCCAGCUCUUACAAUGGCAAUGGCAAUGGUAAUCCAAAUAUGAAGAAACAACGCAAUCGAGUGCGUCGCGAAAGCAGUAUGCGAUUGCAGCAGCAGCAAACAUUUGGCAGCGAAGCUGAUGAUCCACUGCUGCACGAGGAAUUCGAUUUCGAAGGCAAUCUAGCGCUAUUUGACAAGCAAGCGAUUUGGGAUGACAUUGAGUCGACGCACCAGAAGCCAGAUGUAGUGCGUCAUGCGGUCCAUGUGCAGAAGCAAAAACAGCAGAAGAAGUAUCGUCACGAUGAGAACAUCUUGGCUAGUAAGCCGUUGCAGUUACGUCAAAUUGAGAGCAUUUUCGAUGGGAGCAAGGAUUUUGUUACGGACGAUGGACUCAUCAUACCGACUAUACCGGCCUAUGUGCGCAAUCGCAUAGAGUUAAGUGCCGAAAAGGCGGGCUUAUCGCUUCAGCGACAGAUAGAUAUUUUAGCACGUGGUGCCAGCGAUUUGGCCAUCACAUUACUCGGCGGUGCACGGCGUUUGACGCCCACUAACAAUCACCAAUGGCCGAAGAUUGCCAUCAUUUGCGAUGGCGUUAAUACCAUGAGAACAAUCAACAUUGGCGCUGUUACAGGUCGCCUUUUGGCCUCGCAUGGUCUAACUGUUCUACUUUAUGUGGAGAAUGCGCAACUUAUAGAAAAAAACAACAGCUUGGAGGUUGCUUUAUUUAAAGCUACUGACAACACCGUAGUACAUUCGGUGGACGCUAUGCCCACACCAGAUCUUGUGAUACUAUCGACAAAUACCGUUAAUCUAUCGGAUGCUAUAAAACAAUGGCUAAGCGUCAAUCGCGCCUCGGUGCUUGCUGUGGAUCCGCCACCAUGUGGCAUUAAGGAUGUGGCUAUCAAGUACUCAAUUUUGCCCAUUCUACCAUUGAGCCAUGAUUCUAGCACUUCGGCUGCUGCUGCAGCAGCAACGGCAACAGCAACAACUAAGACAACAACGAAUAAUUGUGGCAAAUUGUAUUUAUGUAAUUUAGGUAUACCAGAUAAAUUUUAUCGUGAUUGUGGCAUUAAGUACAAAAGUCCAUAUGGACAUAAAUAUGUGAUACCGAUUCACUCAAAGGACUGAAAACAAAAAAAAAUCAGAUAACAUAAAAACAAACAUACAAACACACAAACAACAAGAACAAC